This is a messenger RNA of Stegastes partitus (bicolor damselfish), 1796 nucleotides long. Its product is annotated as cystine/glutamate transporter. The record is from RefSeq and is a predicted model, not a curated record. Gene Ontology annotation, molecular function: L-amino acid transmembrane transporter activity. Gene Ontology annotation, biological process: amino acid transmembrane transport. The transcript has 11 exons. Lineage: Eukaryota; Metazoa; Chordata; Actinopteri; Pomacentridae. Gene Ontology annotation, cellular component: membrane. The coding region runs from base 81 to 1445 and encodes 454 amino acids.
UCUUGUGUCAUCUUGCCAGCCUCCCAGCCCUUCUCCCUGUGAGAUCUUCCCAGUGAUUGCUGCGUGUCUGCUCCAGAGGAAUGGAGGGAACACGGACGAAGACGGAGGACGGCAAGAAGGAGAAGCCAGGUGAGGAGGUGGUGCACCUUCGGAGGGAGAUUGGGUUGCUGCCCGCUGCGUGCUUCAUCAUCGGGACGGUGGUGGGCAGUGGGAUCUUUAUCGCCCCAAAGGGAGUCUUGAUGAACAGCGGCAGUGUGGGGCUGUCCCUGCUGGUGUGGACGCUGUGUGGCGUCCUCUCCUUGUUUGGUAAGUUUGAAAGUUCAACAUCUGGUCCCAAACUGCCUGCCGUGGCUUCUUAUGUGUCCCUGGCUUUCGGUCGUUACGUGGUGGAGCCGUUCUUCGCACCUUGUGCUGCUCCCACGGCGCUAAUCAGACUUGUCAGUGUCCUUGGAUUGACGUUCGUGGUGGCGGUGAACUGCUGGAGCGUGACCUCGGCCUCUCGCACUCAGGUCACCUUGACUUUCAUCAAGAUAUUUGCUCUGAUCCUCAUCAUCAUCCCCGGUGCCAUCGCGCUGGCCAAAGGGAAGACAGAAAAUUUCCAGAACGGUUUCGAGGUUGAUUUAAUAACACUGGACAAGUUGCCACUGGCCUUCUAUAAUGGCCUGUAUGCCUACGGAGGAUGGUUUUAUCUGAACUUUGUCACAGAAGAGGUCAUAAACCCAAAUAGAACCAUCCCGCUGGCAAUAAUCUUCUCCAUGGUGACAGUGACAAUCUUGUAUGUGCUUGUUAAUGUGGCCUACUACACCAUGAUGACUCCCGCUGAGCUGCUGCUGUCUGACGCUGUGGCUUUCACGUUCGCCAACCGAGCUCUUCGGGGAUUGGCUUCUGUGGUUCCUAUUCUGGUGGCCUUAUCUUGCCUCGGCGCGCUCAACGGAGGCUUCUUCGGGGCGCCCAGGAUGCUGUUUGUGGGAGCCAGGGAGGGCCACUGGCCACGCAUCUUCGCCAUGAUUCAUAUCCGGAGACGCACACCUUUACCUGCAGUGCUGUUUCUGUACCCCUUAGUGGUGCUGAUGCUGAUGACAGGAGAGAUCUACCAGCUCAUCAGCUUCGCCUCCUUCUCUCGCUGGUUCUUCAUCGCCUUGGCAACCUUGGGGAUGCUCAUCCAUCGAUACCGUUUCCCACUCCACCCAAGACCCUUCAAGGUGCCCUUGGUCAUCGCGGUCACCUUCACCGUGGUUUGCUUCUUCAUCGUGGGUCUGUCUCUUUACUCGGACCCCUGGAACACCGGGAUGAGUUGCAUCCUCACACUGACCGGGGUCCCGGUUUAUUUUGUGACUGUCUAUCGCUUCCGCUUGCCUCAUAGAUGGAAACGUAUCUUCAACUACUGCAGCAAGCAGAUGCAGAUCCUUCUAGAAGUGGCGCAACAAGAAGUCCAGACGUACUGAAGACCCCAAACACAUCUGCUUUCUGCUGACAGACUUCCUGGACGGCACUCUGACAGGUGCUAGAAAACCUUUCUUUGCAGUAUAAACCAACGUACUCAUUUUGUAGAGAAAAUACUUGAAACAAGAGAAACUAUGCUGGAAACGGGAGUAUGUGCUUGCAGAAUAUGAUUUAGAAAAAGUAGGAUUAUAAAACUGAAUUACACUGUGAAUGAGUCACUCGUCUUUUUCAGCUUUAACAGCCGCUGGUGUAAAAGAUACUUGUACAACUUUUAACGCUCUGCUAAAUAUAGUCAUAUUUUUUCACUGUUCUGUAAAAAAAAAAAAAAACAAUAAAGUGCUUUUGAAAUCACA